AUGCGCCAGGAAAGUGUGUAUGAACAAGAAGAUCUAGACGAGGACGACGAGGAGGAGGAGGAGGAGGAUGAGGAAGACGAGGAAGAGGAGGAGGAGGAGGAGGACGACGAAGGCGGCGACGACGACCCCGGGGGCUUGCAGGCCCUCCUCAAUCGCCUCGGCGGGGGUCUCGAUGGUCUUCUCCCGAACACGAGCCGCACGCACGGCCGUCUGAAGCAGAUCCUAGCGGGCCUUCGCGCAGAGGGCGACGAGACACGUCAGAUGGGCGCCCUUCACUCGCUGUGCGAGGUGCUCGUCAUCUCCUCGGAGGAGUCCCUCAUCACGCUGUCGAUCGACGCUUUCACUCCCGUGCUCGUUCAGCUCAUGCAGUACGAGCACAAUCCCGACUGCAUGCUCCUAGCCGCGCGCGCGCUAACGUCAAUGGCGGACAUCCUGCCGAACUCCCGUGCCGCCAUCGUGCACUACGGCGCCUUGCCCACGUUUUGCAGCCGGCUGCUCACCAUCGAAUACAUCGACCUAGCUGAGCAGUCGCUGCAGGCGCUGGAGAAGUUGUCGCAAGACCAGGGCGCGAGCUGCCUGCGCGAGGGUGGGAUGAUGGCGUGUUUGAGCUACCUCGACUUUUUCGCACUCGGCAUGCAACGCGUGUCGCUGCAGACAGUCGCGAACAUGUGCCGCCAGCUCCCGGCGAGCGAUUGCUGGGAGCUCGUAUCCGACUCAGUCCCGGUGCUGACUAACUUGCUGUUGCACGACGACGGACGGUUGGUCGAGAGCGCGUGCACUUGCCUCACGCUCAUCGCGGCUAAUUUUAGCGCGCGGCCUGAGCGCUUGCAGGCAAUGUGCACGCAUGGACUGAUUCCGAAUGCGACGAGGCUGAUUUCCCCCGUCUCAUCCGGGGGCACCACCGUCGGGCCCUCGACCUAUCGCAGUCUAAUUCGUCUCAUCGCGACAUGCUGUAAGAGUUCCGCGGACGUAGCGGAACAGCUGCUGCGAAAUGCUCUGCCGGUCACGCUCAAGUCCGUGCUCGCUGGAUGCAACGUGCUCUCGACAACCGCGGCUUCCCCGGCCUCGCCGGUGGUUUCCACUGAUCAGCUUUUGGAGGUGGUCACCCUGACGAACCAGCUUCUUCCUUCUAUUCAGCCGGGAAGCGGCGCAUCCGAUUCGCCCCUCAUCGCGUUGCGCGUAGACGCGGCCGCACCUACGUCGUCCACAACCGCAGUGGUUGAGAGUGGGGGCGGGAAGUCGACCGCGGAAACAGCGAAUGCGGGUGGCAUCACUCUCGAGCAAAUCUUGCGAGCCGAGCCUGAGCUUCUUCGCGAGUACGGGUCGAAUCUUACCGCAGCGCUGAUGCAAGUGAUCGUGGCGUCCGUGGGGAGCAACGUAAGGUUGCAGUGUCUGGCAUCGCUCGCAAAGUUCCUCCAUCAUGCGCCGCCAGAGAUGCUCUCCUCUGGUCCCGCUGCGCUUCAGCCGGGACAGAUGGCGUCUUUCCUCGCCGGUCUCGUGUCUUCGCGCGACUCUGCUGUGGUACAGGUAGCUCUUUAUCUUGUGGACCUUCUAAUGGACAAGCUCCCGGACACGUUUAGUAGAGUGUUUAGGAAAGAGGGCACAGUGCACGCUAUUGAGCAGCUCUGCGCGCAGAAAUUCGAGGAGGCAACCGUGGAUGACAACAACAGCCACUCAGGAGGAAAUGUCACUCCGCGCGAUAAAGUAGUUCCACCUGGUGUGGAUAACGAAAGCGUCGACUUCGCAACACCGAUUAGGACUGGUGGAUCCUGUCGCACCGUAGUGGACACGCCGCAGCGUCGAGCUGCGGUGGAACGCGCUGUCUCUCUUCGCACUGCGCACUUCAAUGCCGCCGCGACGGGUGGCGCGGUAGACCUACUCCAAAAAGCGUCCGCGCCGCUCCGCACCGCUGGUUCUGACCCUGAGACAGCCGCCGCGGUCGCGAUACAUUUCCUAACCGCGCUAGACGAAGGCGAGGGCGCGUCAACGUUUGAGUUCAUCGAGUGCGGCGGCGUCAACGCGCUCGCUUCGUAUUUCAGCGGCGGUGACCUUCCCGAGGAAGACAGUUGGGGCGAGUCAAUCGCCGCGCGGCUCUCUGCGUUUGUUCGCGCGGCUUCCAUUAAUCUAUCACAAAAAACGAUGCGUGGAAUAGUGGAGCGAUUGCUAGACGCCUUGGCUGUGACGGAGGAGAUGCCCGUGCGGCUCAGCGCGGGCUCGGAGGGCGGUAGCAGUGGAAGGGGAGCGAGCCGGAGCGCAUCGCGCGGCAGCGCGGGUGAAUCUGCCGCGAGCGAUGGUCUGAGCGUCCUCGCACGGCCUUUCAAGCUUCGGUUAUGCCGUGCUACUGGAGCGCGCGCGGGACUGAAGGAAUACUCCUCGAAUGUUAUUCUCGUGGAGCCCCUCGCUACGCUAACGGCCAUCGAGGACUUUCUGUAUCCUCGCGUGCACAAACCAGAGAGCGCCGCGGCUACUUCUACGGCGUCCGCAGCAUCUGGGGAAGCUGAGAACUCGCAUGAUGUUGCCCGACAGCCAAACGGACCAUCUGAGAAGAAGGAUGCGGAUGCCAAGGCUGAGACUGCUCAGCAAGCGGAUGAAGACGAUGAAGAAGAUGACAACGUCGAGGAGGAAGACGAGGAGGAAGUGAUCGAUGACGACGCAGAAGAAGAAGAGGAAGACAUCCCGCGUGCUGAACAAGUGGAGGAUGUGGAUCCCGCUGAAAGAUCAGCUUCUCCAUCAACGCCAUCUACGACUGCUGCCGCGGUGGCGGCAGCAGCCCCACCGCGACUGCUAUUUCACGCGUCCGGGGUUGAUCCUUUUCACCCCGCGACGAGUGUGCUGCAAGCUGUGCACGCGGCGGCGCUCGCGGCGGCGGCAACCGAGAAUGGAACUCACGCGAGAGAAGCUGGCGACGAUGCCGAGGGUGGCAGGCUGAGCACGGCGAGUUUAUGGGAGAAAACCCACACGCUGUACUACGCGAUUCCGGUUGACGGGCAAGCGCUUCCGCCGCCGCCGCCAAGCUCGGGCGCGGGCGCCGCUGCAGCUGUGAUGGACUCGUCAGAUGCGACCGAAGCUCUCGCAGCAUUUGGUCCGCGCGACCGCCGCGCCGCUUUAGGGAGCGUUCUCCCGGCACUUCGCGGCAAGUUGUGUGGCGACGCCCCCCCGUCUGGGUUGACGGACACCGUAAAGUCUAUCAUAUCCGUGCUAUCCGUGUUUCACCGAAUCAUAACCUCCGCGCCACGUCUCUUCGCGCUAGGAGACGUCGAGGAUGAGAACGUGACGGCGACGAAUAUCAAUGCGGCGCUCGCGCUUCCAAGUGACGCCUUCUUAAGCUCCAAGUUGGCGGGCAAGAUGGUAAGGCAACUGCAGGACACACUGGCGUUAUGCACCGGGAGCUUACCUGCGUGGUGCACUGUUAUCGCUCGUUCAUGUCCAUUCUUAUUCCCAUUCGAGGCGAGGCAGCAGCUGUUUUACUGCACCACGUUUGGAUUGGCGCGUGCACUGCAUCGUUUACACGGGCAGACACAAGAAAAUGGAGGCGGCGGGGGCAACGGUGGGGCCGGUGGGCGGGAGUUGAGGGUAGGGCGACUGCAGCGGCAAAAGGUUCGAGUGUCGCGCGAGCGAAUACUCGAAUCAGCCGUUAAGGUUUUCGACAUGACCGGCGCGCACAAGAUGGUGCUCGAGGUUGAAUUCUUAAACGAGGUGGGCACUGGCACGGGGCCGACGUUGGAGUUCUACACCUUACUCUCCAAGGAACUCACGCAGCGCGCACUGGGGGCAUGGAGAGACGUUCCCAACGCAGACGGAACCGGGAGCGACAUCAAAUACGUAAACGCCCCGCACGGUUUAUUCCCAGCGCCCGUGAGUUCUAGUGCAUACGAUGUUGCGCCCCCGGGCUCUCCGGGUAAGCUCACGCGCGGGGAUCUAUUCCGUCUUCUCGGGCGCGUGGUUGGCAAGGCGCUCCAGGACGGGCGGCUGCUCGACCUCGGUCUCAGCCCGGCGUUUUUUCGCGCCAUCACUGGUCGCACACUCGCGUUGGCCGACCUCUCCGAGAUCGAUCCUGAACUCGGACGCACGCUCACGCAGCUUUCAACUGCGGCGCGUCGUAUCGACGCGUUGAAAAAGGCCGGGGCGGACUUCCCCUCGGUAACAGUUGGAGGGGCCGCGAUUGAGGACCUCUGUAUGACGUUCACGCUGCCAGGAGACGACGCGUUUGAACUCAAACCCGGAGGAGCGGACGUUGCGAUAACCGCGGAAAACAUCGCAGAGUACGUCGACGCGGUCGUCGACGCGACUGUUGGCGGCGGCGUCGCUAGGCAGAUCGACGCGUUUCGAAGCGGACUUUCGGACAUAUUACCACCGCAGGCCCUCGUCGUGUUCUCUGAGGCCGAGCUUGACUGCAUGCUGUGCGGCCAAGGGCAGAAGUGGACGACUGAGCUUUUGAGUGAGUGCGUAACGUAUGAUCACGGGUACACCGCGCAGUCCCCACCGAUCAGAUCGCUGAUGGAGACGAUGUGUGGAUUCGGGCCGGAAGAGCAACGAUCUUUCUUGCGCUUUGUCACCGGGGCUCCGAGGAUGCCGCCGGGGGGGCUCGCAGCGCUACAGCCACGACUCACGGUGGUGUGCAAGCAACCCUCGGGUGGCGGUGGGGGGGCGAGCACGCGUCAACUAGCGGAAGGCACCGUGUUGGCGGACAAAGAUCUGCCCUCGGCGAUGACGUGCGCGAGCUACCUCAAGCUCCCGCCGUACAGUCGCGUUGAGGUUCUCAAAGAACGACUCACGUACGCCAUCACGGAAGGAGUGGCGAGUUUCGAUCUGAGCUAGCUAGCGUGAAAAUUGUCAUGACGAACGAACGAACGAUGCGAGCG
Messenger RNA from Micromonas pusilla CCMP1545, 4862 nucleotides. RefSeq lists its product as uncharacterized. NCBI's taxonomy places the organism in Eukaryota, Viridiplantae, Chlorophyta, Mamiellophyceae, Mamiellales, Mamiellaceae. The transcript has a single exon. The record is from RefSeq and is a predicted model, not a curated record. Gene Ontology annotation, molecular function: ubiquitin protein ligase activity. The coding region runs from base 1 to 4818 and encodes 1605 amino acids. Gene Ontology annotation, biological process: proteasome-mediated ubiquitin-dependent protein catabolic process; protein polyubiquitination.